Molecule: messenger RNA, 3060 nt
Organism: Dreissena polymorpha
Lineage: Eukaryota; Metazoa; Mollusca; Bivalvia; Myida; Dreissenidae
Product: glutamine synthetase-like
Exons: 7
Coding region: 1-1110 (369 amino acids)
Cellular component (GO): cytoplasm
Molecular function (GO): glutamine synthetase activity
Source: RefSeq, a predicted model, not a curated record
AUGUCAUCAGCCGCAUCGAUGCGGGGCUUUUCGGCCGCCACGGACAAGACGGUGAUGGGCAGCUACAUGAGACUGGAUCAGCCGGACGACGGCAUCAUGUGCGAGUAUGUGUGGAUCGACGGAACCGGCGAGGGCAUACGAAGCAAGUGUAAAACGCUGUCGGAGGAACCGCAGAAACCGGAAGACUGUCCUAUCUGGAACUACGACGGAUCCAGCACCUAUCAGGCGGAAGGAUCGAACUCGGACAUGUACUUACAUCCGGUGGCACUUUUCCGGGACCCUUUUCGAAGGGGCAAGAAUAAGCUAGCCCUGUGUGAAGUCUACAAGUAUAACAAAACUCCGGCAGAUACAAACAAGCGUCACACGUGUGUCAAGGCCAUGGCAGAGGCCAAGGAGUCGCAUCCGUGGUUCGGCAUCGAGCAGGAGUACACCCUGCUGGAUUACGAUGGAUACCCUUUCGGCUGGCCCAAGAACGGAUAUCCGGGUCCUCAGGGUCCGUACUACUGCGGUGUGGGUGCUAACCGCGUGUACGGUCGUGACAUCGUGGAGGCCCACUACCGGGCGUGUCUGUACGCUGGGGUAAAGAUCGCCGGAUGUAACGCUGAGGUCAUGCCCGGGCAGUGGGAGUUUCAAAUAGGACCCUGCGAGGGAAUCGACAUGGGUGAUCACCUGUGGAUUGCCAGGUACCUGCUUCACCGGGUGGCCGAGGAUUUCGGGGUAAACGCCACCCUUGACCCCAAGCCCAUGGAGGGCGACUGGAACGGGGCUGGGGCCCACUGCAACUACAGCACGGUGGCUAUGCGACGGCCCGGCGGAAUCAAGCAAAUUGAGGCGGCCAUAGAGCGUCUCUCCAAGAACCAUGUGCGUCACAUCCGGGCCUACGACCCCAAGGAAGGCAAGGACAACGAGCGCCGUCUGACGGGCCUGCACGAGACCUCGAGCAUCCACGACUUCUCGGCGGGCGUCGCCAACCGCGGCGCAAGCAUCCGCAUACCGCGUCAGGUCGCGGAAGACGGGUACGGAUACUUGGAGGACCGCCGACCGUCGUCAAACUGCGACCCCUACACGGUGACGGAAGUACUCGUUCAAACAACAUUGUUGGAUAAGUGACCCUGCAGACUUCACCAUUGGAUAAGUGACUUUGAAGACGAUAUUUUGGCUACUUGCUAGUUCAGACGUUAUUGUUAGAUAAGUCAACAUGCAGACGAUAUUGUUGGAUAAUCGGUCGGCCGCAAUUUUGCGAGCCAAUGUGUGGCAGGUUACUUUUCUACUUAAACAUCACUUGACUUUUAAUGCUAUCAAAGAAGACCAUUCACCUUCUUAACCCGUUUAUGCCUAGCGUCUAGAAAAAAACCUUGGCAAACAUGGUAGACCCUGAUGAGACGGCGGCGUCUCAUCAGGGUCUGCGCUGUUUGCUUAAAGGGAUUCCUGUCAGAAAUGUUCUUAAUAUAGAAAUAAAUAUACUAGACAUCCCUAAUUUUGGAAAUAAAUUGAUACAAUUUAGAAGGAUGGGAGAGUCCACUAGGCAUUAAUGGGUUAAUCUUCUAGAUCAAUAUGUUGAACGAGCGAAUAAUACUCUAAUGUUUGUUUUCCACACAGCGACUUCUUGUUUAUGUUGAAAAUUGUUCUCGGCGUAAAUAAAUAUCUGUUAUAUAACAAGCAUUUGGGUUUUUAAUCUUGCUGAUAUCGUUUUAGUCCGUUUUUUCAAGUCUAAAAUUUAAAAAAUGAACCCAACAGUUUAUGUAGUCCCGCUACUAGUAGAAUACAACUUUGGUAGAAUAUGCGCCGUAUUAAGACGGGUGACAAUGGCAAUAGCUACAUUGAGUAUUUAAGGUCAACUUUUGAGGUCACGGUUCGAAAUGCAAUCAACCUAGGGCUAGUCCAUUGUAUUGAAUGAUUUUGAAAUAACUUUUAAAUUAUUCAAAAUUGUACUUAUACGUGACGAUGUGUCGUACAUGACAAAAAUACGGCCACGUUCAAUAAUAAUGUUAUAUUUAACCAGGUUUUCCGAAGGAAAAAACUGGUUAUUAGAUUGGCGAAUGCGGGCGGGCUGGCGGGCUGGCGGGCGGGCGGAACAAGCUUGUCCGGGCCAUAACUUUGUCGUUCAUUGUGAGAUUUUAAAAUCAUUUGGCACAUUUGUUAACCAUCAUUAGACGGUGUGUCGCGCGAAAAAAUUACGUCAAUAUAUCCAAGGUCAAGGUCACACUUUGAGUUCAAAGGUAAAAAAUAGCCAUAAAUGAGCUUGUCUGGGCUAUAACUAUGUCAUUCAUUAUGAGAUUUUAAAAUCAUUUGGCACAUUUGUUCACCAUCAUGGGACGGUGUGUCGCACGAAAGAAUCACGUCAAUAUCUCCAAUGUCAAGGUCGCCACGACUAAAAAUAGAUUUAUUUUAAAACAAACUUACAAAGGGGGUUAAUUUUGUUUGUUCAUUUAAAAAGUUCAGUUUGAGUUGUCUCCCUUUAUCAGAUUUUUUUUUCACAAUGAAAACCUGGUUUUGUGACAAUUUUGUCCCUUGUUGUAGAUUAUUUUGCCGGAACAGGUCUUGUCCACCCUAUCACAUCCCGAGACAUGCAAUGACUUUGAAAUAGCAUCGCACGCAUAAUUGUUAACUUGUUAACUGUACGCAUCGAUUAACCCAUGUAUGCCUAGUGGGCUCUCCCAUUCUUCUUAAUUGGAUCAAUUUAUGUCCAAAAUUAGGGAUGUCUAGUAUAUUUAUUUCUAUAUUAAGAAUAUUUCAUACAGAAAUUCCUCUGAGGAAACAGCGCAGACCCUGAUGAGAUGGCGCAUCAUGCGGCGUCUCAUCUGGGUCUACGCUGUUUGCCAAUGCCUUUUUUUCUAGACGCUAGACAUAAAUGGGUUGAAAUUGUUCUCGACGUAAAUAAAUAUCUGUUAUAUAACAAGCAUUUGGGGUUUAAAAUUUGCUGAUAUCGUUUUAGUCAGUUUUAGCAAGUCUAAAUUUAAAACAACUGAACUCAACAGUUUCUGUAGCCCCGCUACCAGAACGAACUUGGGUAGAAUAUGUACCUUAUUGAGACGGUUGACAAUAAAGCUACAUUGAAUA